Molecule: messenger RNA, 324 nt
Organism: Iphiclides podalirius (scarce swallowtail)
Lineage: Eukaryota; Metazoa; Arthropoda; Insecta; Lepidoptera; Papilionidae
Source: the annotation of a GenBank genome assembly
AUGAAUGAGUCAUUUGGCACGGCGGAUCUGGAACAUAAAGGAAUUAGAGAAGUGUCGUUAUCGGCGACAUUGACGCAGAGUUCAGCGAUCGUCGCGGCCGCCGGAGCACGGUGUGACGUCACGCGCACGAUAGCCUUAUCGGGCCGCAACUCUACAUUUGCCGAGCGCCUGUCUCCGAGAGAACCUAAGACUGCGUCCGCGGGUAAACUAAUAAGUGUAAAGCGACGAGAUGACCCGCACCCGACCUUUAUCCGCGCUGAAGGUAAUCAUCAAAAGGCCGCCGUGCGCGCUUAUCGCACACACAUUAACGUCCCCGCUUGCAAC